This is a messenger RNA of Zalophus californianus (California sea lion), 892 nucleotides long. Its product is annotated as translation initiation factor IF-2-like. The transcript is spliced from 3 exons. The record is from RefSeq and is a predicted model, not a curated record. Bases 1 to 798 code for a protein of 265 amino acids. NCBI's taxonomy places the organism in Eukaryota, Metazoa, Chordata, Mammalia, Carnivora, Otariidae.
AUGGCCGCGAUUCUCCCGACGGCCUGGGCUCAGUGGCUGGCGGCUUUGCUAGAAGCUGCGGUACCCAGGGCCCGGGCCGCGCUUGGCACACAAAGGCCGGCGCUGACCGGGCGCAGCUGGUCGCGAGGUUUCCCGCUUCGCAGCCACCCAGGUGGCGCCGCCCACUGCCCCGCGCGGGGUCGCGCCGGCCGCGUCCGGGACCCUCGGCGGCACAGGGCCGGGAGCCAAGCUGGGGCGAACUCGCGGCGAGGAGCGGAGGGACAAUGCUCUGAUGAUCCCGGAGGGAGGGACGAGGGGGAGGAGGAGCAGGAGGCCGUUCUCCUCGCGCCUACCAAUUUUAUCGGGUUGAAGUUUCCUCUGGUGUCCCUCCCCCUUGCGUGCCGAGCAGGGCUUUGCGUGCGCGGCUUCUGGAAAGUCUUGGGCUCUGGUCAUAUCCUUGGGCGCUUCUCACGGCACCUGCCACGCCGAGGCGGCGGGGGCGGGGGCGGCGGCUCAGGGCAGCGUGCCGGCCGCCACCACCCACCGCGGCGCACGCACGGCCGCACCCCGGCUGGCCAGCGAGGCGGACGCCCUGACCACCCUAUCGGGGGCGGAUCUGGGCGCUGUGAACUCGAGAUGGGGACGCUUCCUUCGAAGGGAGGAAGCCGGAGGUGCUCGCGGCCCGGUAGCUUCCCCGGCCGGCUGCGCCCUUCCUUACAGGCUGGUACAAAGCAUUUGCAAGCUCCUGGGGAGCAAAGGCCUUCUCCGCAAGGCAGGAGAAAGGAAGUGAGGACUCUGAGGAUCACAAAGAAGAAAUAGUGUGGUCACCUUUUGCAAUAAAAUUGGAUGAGGGAGGCCUGUGGACUAUGCCUCAUAACUGACCUGGAAAUAAGUGGUUAAAUUUUGAAGAAGC